Colletotrichum truncatum is the source of this 2064-nucleotide messenger RNA. Its product is annotated as C6 transcription factor. Gene Ontology annotation, molecular function: DNA-binding transcription factor activity, RNA polymerase II-specific; zinc ion binding. The record is from RefSeq and is a predicted model, not a curated record. NCBI's taxonomy places the organism in Eukaryota, Fungi, Ascomycota, Sordariomycetes, Glomerellales, Glomerellaceae. Gene Ontology annotation, biological process: regulation of DNA-templated transcription.
AUGGCCACCAAGCCUGCUGGCACAAGGAGCACUGACGGCUGUUGGACCUGUCGUCUGAGAAGAAAGAAGUGCGAUGAGACCCCUCCGGUGUGCCAGACAUGCACCAGCCUGGGCAUAACAUGCCACGGGUACGGGGUGCGACCCUCCUGGAUGGAUCGAGGACCCCUCGAGAAGGAAAAGGCGCAAAGCAUCAAACUAGAGAUAGCUCGCAAUGGCAUCAAAAGGAAGCGGCCCCGCUUGUUCAGCACAACGUCUGCAACUAGCGCUGAGGCAAGCUCCGGGACCGGGGCCGGGGCCGACAACAGCAACAGAGACGCUGCCCAGCUCGAGACGGCACUUUGCUUGUCGAAAUACCUUCCCAAUGGACUGCAAACCGUCAUGAAUGACGAAUUUGAUGAUGACUUCAGCCUCUCCAGCAUGGCAAUGCACCACCAGACGACAACUGACACGAUGAUCGAACGGAUGAGUGUCGUUGGACGGGAAAUAUCUCCAUCAGAGGUCUUGUCGCCUGACGGCAGCGAGAUGGACCGGUACUCUCUUCCUGUAGAUCCUUUGCUUCACUUGGGCCACGGAUGGGACAGUUCUGACUCUGCCUUCGACUACGAGGCGUGCAUGCAAAUGGGCUCCUUUCUUCCCAUGGAGACACCCGCGUCUUUACCAGAAGUCCUCCACAGGGUCGGCCAGUCCGGGUCUUCGGACGCCCCGUCUUGCUACUCUGGCAGGUCAUCUGGGACAAACAACAGCGGCUCAAGCACGACGUCCGGGGAGAUUCCUCUGAGAGACGCAAUCUCCCUGUCAAGUUACCUGGACGAGACACUCUCUGCCCAAUUUCCCUUUCGUCGUUCCUCCGACGUCAGCUGCCGGCAGUGGCUCGAAUUCUUACUCUUCAGUUCAAAGCACGUCCUCGGGGUUACAUUGCUGCUGAGCAGAGCGCCUGACAGCGCGAGCGAGAACCCAGACUCAGCCCAGGAGAAGUGGAACGAAAACCAGGUUUUGCGAGCGAUGGCUGUACUCAGAUCCCUUCCGUCUGCAACCUCAUCCUUAUCCAUGCUUGAUGAGGAACUCAAGGCGUCUCAUAUUAUCACAACAUGCGCCUGUGUAUUGCAGACAAUAUUUCUAGAGGUUCAUCUUGGUGGAACUUCGCAGUGGACUAGUUGUUUAGAGCAAGUAGCACCGUACAUGCAUGCACUCAUCAACCUCGUCGUCUGUUCAGCAAACAAUAGCAGCAACGAUCUGAACACCACGGCAGAGAGUACAGUAGUCCUUCGGGUUCAGACGGCCGCAGCAAAGGCUUUGCUCGGCCAAUUGGCCUGGUUUGACAUCAUCGGGCUUGUUUCCACCGGAUGCGGGCCAUCCCUCGGUACAAAUCACCCUUUCCUACUAGAUUCCAAUGCAUUUGAUCUGAAAGAAACCUCGGGGUGCGAGAAUUGGGUUGCAAAGUCUCUGUAUGAGAUCCACCUUCUUCGGAAGUGGAAAGCCGAGGAGGAAGAUGCCCGCCGGUUGAGCAUCAUCAAGCUUGCCGAACGGGGAGCAACAAUCAUAGAGUUUCUGGGAAAGCACAUUGCUGCAACCGAUAACGAUGAAGAUGAUGAAGAUGAUGAUAUGCUCUCUCCCAAAGAGCCACAGCCAAGGGCGAUCGAUAGCGACGCAUCAUCAUCCUCGGCUGGACCCCUGGAGCAAGACAUAAAAACAAUCACCAUGGCCUAUGCUCGGGCCGCGGUUAUCUAUCUUCACGUCAUCAUCUCGGGGCCAAAUCCUCUUUUGGAGGAUAUCCGGCGAGAGACCCCACGGCUUGUCAAGGACCUCAAAGAACUUACAUCUGCAGGGCUGCUGGGUAAUGCGUCGUUUCCUCUAUGUGUAGCGGCUUGUUUUGGGGAGGAUCAGGACUUCAACUUUUUUAAGCAUUUUAUUUCAACCAAUCGGGGUACACGGCCAAAGCGUUUUGAGACUUGCGAUAAGGCCGUCAUGAUUGCAGAGGAGUGUCGCAAUCGACGACAAAAUGGCAAAAGCUGUGACUGGGUAAGCCUGACGCAGGAGGUGGGCUGGAAAUACUUGCUUGUGUAG